AGUUACCCCGCUUCCGGUCGGAGUUGGUCCUGCCAGUGGGGACACUGCGUUUCUAUGCGAAGAAGAGCCGCCCACUCAUAUUCUCAAGUCCGCUUCGGGCUCCUUGCAACUGGGCUCGAUGCCGGCCCCGCAGCCGGGGAGGCGGCUGCGGACAGGAGGAGCCGGAGCUCGUUCUCUCCGGAACGAAGGCGGCGUGCACCGGCUGUUUCCGGGGGGGCCCAAGCCGUCGCCGCGCCCGACCCCGCCUCCGGCGCGGCCACGUCUCCGCUAGAGCAGCCGCGGGGCCGGGCUGCCGCCGCGGCGCCUCGGCUCUGGGGUAUCGUAAUCCUUGGUUUAAUGUCAAGUCAUUUAUAAGACUUUAAAUCCUUUGAAAAUGGAAAACCCUGUGCCAUCCUUGCCGGGGGAUCCUGACUGUUGGUGAUGGCAGCUCCCGUGCAGCCUCUGCUUGUCAGCCCCGUCUGAGUCGUCCUGACCAUGGACGGAGUGUCGGCCAUGCAGGGCGGCCUCUUGGAAGAUGGAUCCUGCAGCGGCACCGCGGCUGGUCCUGACGCCCUCCCGCAGCCCCUGGGCCCUCCGGCGCCAGCUGACGGGUGGGAUGGAGCCCAGCGUGCCAGCGCCGGGGCGGACAGAGCUACGGAUGAAGGAGAAAGCCCCGACGGGCCCAGCGAGGGGGACGCCUGUCAGAACGGGCCGAUGCCACAGCUCCCCGGCCCGCCGUCGGCUCUCGGUCCCACCAAGAGCCCAGCGGGUCCUGCUGCGCCUCCAGGUGUGGCUGGUUUCCAUGACAACCUAAGGAAGUCUCAGGGGACUAGUGCUGAGGGCAGUGUUAGAAAAGAAGCUUUGCAGUCUCUCAGACGCAGUCUUCCUAUGCAAGAAACGCAACUGUGCUCAGCAGAGGAACUGCUGCCGCUGGAGAAGGAGGAGCAGGUGCGACUGCAGGCUCGGCGGCGGCUGGAGGAGCAGCUCACGCAGUACAGGGCGAGGCGCCAGCAGGAGCGCUCCAGCCAACCUGCAACUAAAACAAGACCUUUCAGCACGCUGGACCCUGAGCUCAUGUUGAACCCUGAAACCUUACCCAGGGCCAGCACCGUGGCGAUGACCAAGGAGUACUCCUUCCUGCGCACCAGUGUGCCUCGGGGCCCGAAGGUGGGCAGCUUAAGGCACCUGGCACAUUCUAAGGAGAAGAAAAGUUCCAAAUCAAGCAAAAUCCGGUCCCUGGCUGAUUACAGAACUGAAGACUCGGAUGCCGGGAAUUCUGGUGGAAAUGUUCUGGCCACAGACUCCGCCAGGGGCUCCCUGAAGCAGAACCGAGGCAGCAUGACGUCAGUGGUGUCUGAGGUCAGCCUGGGCCCGGAAGCUGAGGACCUGGAGAACUCGUCCCUUCCUGGAGACAUGUCUGAGGCCGACGGGAAUGAGAGUGACAGCUCUUCCUACAGCGGUGUCUCCACCAGGGGGGUGCACGGCCUGCUGGUGAACAGCGAGGGCACGCAGGAAGCAGCCUAUGUGAUCAACGGCCAGGAGAUCGCCUCCAGCUCUCUGGGCCAGUUCCCGUCCAUCACAGAUGUCCUCCAGGCCGCUGCCGCUGAGCACCGAGACCGGGGCCCGGAGGUCAAUGGGGAGACGCGGAGCCGGACGGACAGCAUCUGCAGCAGCGUGUCCAUGGAGGGGUCUGUGGCUGAAACGCAUGAUGAGAUGCUGCAGGUUCUUAAAGAAAAAAUGAGACUUGAAGGACAGCUGGAAGCCUUAACCCAAGAGGCUAGCCAGGCGCUGAAGGAGAAGGCGGAGCUGCAGGCGCAGCUGGCCGCCCUGAACACGCGGCUGAAGGCGCAGGAGGAGCACAGCCACAGCAGCCAGCGGAAGCAGGACGCACUCAGCUCGGAGGUGGACACCUUGAAGCAGUCCUGCUGGGACCUGGAGCAGGCCAUGAGCGACCUGCAGAACACGCUGGAGGCCAAGAACGCCAGCCUGUCGUCCUCCCACCGCGACCUGCAGGUGGCAGAGGAGCAGUACCAGCGCCUCCUGGCCAAGGUGGAGGAGAUGCGGAGCAGCAUGCUCAGCAAGGACAGCACCGUGCACGACCUGCGGCAGCAGAUGACGGCCCUGCAGAGCCAGCUGCGGCAGGUGCAGCUGGAGCGCACGACGCUCACCAGCCGGCUGAAGACGUCCCAGGCGGAGAUCGCGUCUCUGCAGAGCGUCCGGCAGUGGUACCAGCAGCAGCUCGCCCUGGCCCAGGAGGCCCGGGUCAGACUGCAGGGCGAGAUGGCCCACAUCCAGGUGGGACAGAUGACCCAGACGGGCCUCCUGGAGCACCUGAAGCUGGAGAACGUGUCCCUGUCGCAGCAGCUGACGGAAACCCAGCACAGGUCCAUCAAGGAGAAGGAGCGCAUCGCCCUGCAGCUCCAGGGCAUCGAGGCUGACAUGUUGGACCAGGAAGCCGCCUUUGUGCAGAUCCAAGAGGCGAAGACGAUGGUAGAGGAGGACCUGCAGAGGAGGCUGGAGGAGUUCGAGGAGGAGAAGGAGCAGCUGCAGAAGAUGGCGGCCUCUGCAGCAGCCCUGGAGCAGCAGCUGGAGCAGGUGAAGUUAACCCUGCACCAGCGAGACCAGCAGCUCGAUGCCUUGCAGCGGGAGCACCUGGACCUGCUGAAGCAGUUCACCUCGACGCAGGAGAUGCUGCAGGGCCGAGAGCAGGCGCUUGGCGACCUGCAGGUGCGCUACGAUGAGCUGCAGGCCCGGCUGGAGGAGCUGCGGGGCGAGGCCACCUCCAAGGACGACGCCAUCCACUUCCUGCAGAACGAGAAGAUUGUCUUGGAGGUGGCUCUGCAGGCAGCCAAGAGCAGUGGCGAGGAGCUCGAUAGAGGGGUCAGGAGCCUGGAAGAAGGUGCCGAGGAAACGUCGGGAAUCUUGGAGCAGCUGAGACAGGAAUUAGCCGUUAAGUCCAGCCAGGUGGAGCACCUGCAGGAAGACGCCAGCCUUCUGAAAAAGCAGAUGCAGAAAAUAAAGGAGCAGUUUCUUCAGCAGAAGGUGAUGGUGGAGGCCUACCGGCGGGACACCGCCUCCAAAGACCAGCUCAUCAGCGAGCUCAAGGCCACGAAGAAGAGGCUGGCCUCGGAGGUGAAGGAGCUGAGGCAGGAGCUGCUGCAGCUUCACGGGGACAAGAAGUCCGUGGAGGCGGAGCAGGCGCGCCUGCAGAAGGAGGUGGCCCGGGUGCAGCAGCAGAUGGCGGCUCUCGAGGGGCAGCUGGAGUCAGCACAGAGGGAGCGCGACGAGAUGGAGACCCACCUGCAGGCUCUGCAGAUCGACAGGCAGCAGGUGGCUGCACUGACCGAGGCCAACAAGGGGCUCCAGGCUCAAGUGGAGGAGCUGCGGCAGGAAGCCGCCAGGGCCAUCACCGAGCAGAAGCAGAGGGUGACGCGGCUAGGCUCGGACCUGAGCAGUGCUCAGAAGGAGAUGAAAAGCAAGCACAAGGCCUACGAGAGCGCCGUGAGCAUUCUGAGCCGCCGCCUGCAGGAGGCCCUCACCGCCAAGGAGGCAGCGGAGGCUGAACUGAGCCAGCUGCGAGCCCAGGCGGCCGACGGAGCCAGCAGCCUCACAAUGCACGAGAGAAUCCAGGCCCUGGAGUCGGAGUUGCAGACCGUGGGCCACAGCAAGGUGAUGCUGGAGAAGGAGCUGCAGGAGAUAAUCGCGCUGACGAGCCAGGAGCUGGAGGAGUACCGGGAGAAGGUGCUGGAGCUGGAGGAUGAGCUUCAGGAAUCCAGAGGCUUCCGGAGGAAGAUAAAGCGCCUCGAGGAGUCCAAUAAGAAGUUGGCUCUGGAGCUGGAGCACGAGCGAGGGAAGCUCACGGGCCUGGGACAGUCCAACGCGGCUCUGCGGGAGCACAACAGCGUGCUGGAGACGGCGCUGGCCAAGAGGGAGGCCGACCUGGUGCAGCUGAACCUUCAGGUUCAGGCCAUCAUGCAGCGCAAGCAGGAGGAAGACCGCCAGAUGAGGCAGCUCGUGCAGGCCUUGCAAGCCGCGCUGGAGAGAGAGAAGCAGGAAGUGCAGAGCCUCAGGGAGCAGGUGGCCGCAGCCAAAGUGGAAGCGAGGCACAACCAGCGCCACUUCAAGGCCGCCACCUUGGAGCUGAGCGAGGUGAGAAAGGAGCUGCAGGCCAAGGAGCUCCUGGUGCAGACGCUGCAGGCGGCGGCCGAACGUCUCCAGCUGCAGGAGGGGGCACACGCCCAGGAAGUCACCCAGUUCCAGGCAGAGCUUUCGGAGGCACGGACCCAGCUGCAGCUCCUGCAGCAGCAGUUGGACGAGCAGCUGAGCAAACAGCCCGUGGGCAACCAGGAGAUGGAAAACCUCAAGUGGGAGGUGGAUCAGAAGGAGAGAGAAAUACAGUCCCUGAGGCAGCAACUGGACCUGAGUGAGCAGCAGAGCAGGCGGGAGCUGGACGGGGCCGAGCGUGCCCUGCAGAACAUCAAGUCUGAGCUGGAGGUGAUGCGGGAAGACCUGUCCAUGACCCAGAAGGACAAGUUCAUGCUUCAGGCGAAAGUGUCGGAACUGAAGAACAACAUGAAAACUCUGCUCCAGCAGAACCAGCAGCUCAAGCUGGACCUGCGGCGCGGUGCGGCCAAGGCGGCAGGAGAUGGACAGCCUCCAGCGCCAGAUGGAAGCUCACGCCGUCACUGUGCACGAGUCACUGUCCUCAUGGACUCAGGGGGACCCUGCCGCCAGCCCUGGAGGAGACACCGAGCCGCCACUGGGAACAGCCUCUGCGGAGCACCCCCAUGCCGAGUGUGUGUGAUUGUCCCUCCGAGGUCACGUCUCUUCCUAGCAAUGGCACUGAAGUUCCGUAUUUGCUUUAUGAGGAGUAAGAACAGGGGAGCCACCUGCCGAUCACGACCAGCUUCCCCCAAGUGACCGACCGUCACCCUAGCUGAGCUCUCAGUGACAGUGUUAGAGGGGCCGCACCUCGCCAGGGACGGAGACGCUGCUCUGUGGCCACGGGUCUGGGGGAACCUGGUCGUGGGCCCACUCCCUCACUUCCUCUCCCGCAGGAGGGAAACUUUAUUUGCACCUUUGGUUUUUAUUGUUUUAUUUUCACAGCCAUCCCGCCAUAGGAUAUGUAUGUAAAUACUGAGAACCGUAACCUAAUCUUUAAAAAGUAUGUCCCCGUAUUAUUUAAAAUUGACCUGAAUUGUCUGCUUUUCGAUUGCCUUUUGAAAAUCUGCUGUCAGGAAAUAUUGUACAUGUAGGAUUAAGGGAUGUCAGUAAGAAAAUUAUAUUUUAAGAAAUAUAAUUAUUUUAUUUACCUCCUAAAACCAAAUACUCUUAGAGCAUCCUUCCUUGUUUUUGUUUCACUUUAAUUUUGAGUGUCUUUUCCUUGUCUUAGUGCACGAUGCCUGACUGUUUAACUGCCCCGCGUGGCCUCACCGCCCCCUUGUCCAGGCCGCACCCUCUGUGCCCACAUGGCAGUGUCCAGCAGGACCUGUGGUCAUCGGAGCCGUGCGGGGCCCGUGGUGAUGGUGUCAGGUCUGGGGUCCUGUUGUGACCGGGCACCAGGAGUGUGUGAGGUUGACCUGUCCGUGUCCCACCUGAAGCUGACGGACUGUGGGACUUGAGGGCUAUACGUUUGUCUCCACGGUUGCUAAGAAAGCCUAAAAUAAUAUUUAUUGUAAUAAGUUAGAGUGAGGUGGGUGCACGUGCACCCUAUGUGUGUCUGCUGCUCUGAGGACGGGUGACGUGUCCAGAUCCGACAUCCCGCCAGCCCGUGUGCCGUGUCUGUGUCCUGUUUGUGGAGAAAACAAUAUAUAUUUUUAUUGGUUUGAGAGAGAAAGGGAGAAGAAGAGAGAAGCAUCAGUAAUGAGAGAGAGUCCUGGAUCGGCCGCCUCCCCCUAUUGGGGACCAAGCAAAAUCCAGGCAUGUGCCCUGAUCUUGCCUGGUUCAUAGUUGAUGCUCAACCACGGAGUCACACGGGCCCAGAGGAAACUGGUCUUUGUAAGCUGUCUGUGUCCUCUCAUACUGUGCUGUCAUAGGUUCAUUGAUAAAGUAGCGUUAACCAGAGAGACUUAGAGUUUUAAAAAGGUUCCCUAGAAAGUAGUGGGACUUCUAAAUACAUCUCUCAUUCGUACAGGGUCAACCUUGAAACAAUACUUGAAGACUCAUUAUAAUGUAUCCUACUUUUCAUAAUAAGUUGGAAAGCAUUUCUGGCAGAAUUGUUUUUGUACCAUUGGAAGAGAAACAUGAUAAUUUAUGUUCUUAGUUACUUUGGCUGCAUUAUUCUUGUUUCAACUUUAAAACGAAGUCAUGGCACCCAGUCCCGGGCCUCAGUGGCUCUCAGCCUCCCCAGGGAAGACCUGCCGCUGCCACCAUGUCCUCCUCUUGGGAAAAGCUAACCUGGAUGCACCCGUCAAGGGGAGGCCGUCUCUGUCCUUCCCCCUUCCUCCCUCUUCCCGCCUCCGUGUGCGUGUGCACGCACCUGCUCUCUGGCUUCCUGUCGUCUCCUGUGCCGCCACCGUCCUCGGUGCCCAUUCUUCAGCUCAGCCAGCGCUUGGCCGGCUUCGGUCCGGGCUUCAGGGGCGGCUCCUGCUUGCUCACCUCCACCGGACUCACUGCUCCCUCCCAUGACAGGAAAGGCUCUUACAUUCCGGGCAGAAGUGGAAUUGGGAAUCACUCCUGAGAAGCGGCAGUCGAGUCCGGAGUCCGUGUAACCAGCUCUGCCACCACCUGUGUCUGUGCCUCUUCGCCCUGCGUGACAGUCGCUGUCCUGUCCUCACACAGAGAGUUGGCUCGGGCACCCUAUGUCCUCACUUGCUUUUGUUCUGUUUCAAAAACACGAUUGCAAUGUCAUUAUCCUUGAUCUCUCCACAACGGACACCCGGCAGAUGCCAUGGGUCUGAUAGGCUUUGCUCUACAGGGCGGGCAGAAAUAUGGAAAACAUUUCAUAUAGAAAAAAUAACAAUAAUAAUAAUACAAGAAUUAACUGUUUGGUGUCCUCACAACUGUAAACCUGCUUUUGCCCUGCUCUGUUUGGAGGGAUCAGAGGCGUUUGGCUCGUGAAACAAUAAUUUUCUUGUCCCGGGUCCAGCUCGCAGCAUCCACAGGGCGGUCAGCCUGUGGCCAGGGUAUUAGGAAGUCUCCCCUGAGCCCCUUACAACUUAGGCCUCCGUUGGUCUUGGGUUCCUGCAGGUCACCGUGACAGACAUUUCUACUUCAUGAGUACGUUUCUUGACAAAAGUUAAAUGUGUGUAAAGAUUUUUGGAGUGAGGGACCCACCCGCCGUGGGCAGGCCUGUGACGUGUGAGACGCUCAGCCUAUUUCACGCUAUGACCACGUCCCGGGCACGUCCCAUGGUGGUGGGCUCAGGUUAUAAGAGAGUCCCUGGGGUGAUGUGUGAGAGGGUCUAGAACACUCGGUUGUAAGUUACGUCUAUUAAAAAUUUCCUCAUUAAAGGGAGUCUUCAGGUUGGGACUGUUCAGGGGAAAGACACCCUCAUGCACCACAAAUUGUAACUUUAAAAAGCAUGUUGGUUUUUUUAUAAACUUAAGCGUGCUUGGGAAUUCCUUAAAUUUUGUGCAAUAAACUAUUUUUUGUUAAA
Messenger RNA from Pipistrellus kuhlii (Kuhl's pipistrelle), 7576 nucleotides. It is a transcript of the gene GOLGA3, whose product is annotated as golgin A3. The coding region runs from base 475 to 4899 and encodes 1474 amino acids. The record is from RefSeq and is a predicted model, not a curated record. Lineage: Eukaryota; Metazoa; Chordata; Mammalia; Chiroptera; Vespertilionidae. The transcript has 23 exons.